Molecule: messenger RNA, 993 nt
Organism: Puccinia triticina
Lineage: Eukaryota; Fungi; Basidiomycota; Pucciniomycetes; Pucciniales; Pucciniaceae
Exons: 1
Coding region: 1-993 (330 amino acids)
Source: RefSeq, a predicted model, not a curated record
AUGAAAGACCAUCUUUGCGCACUAUUCGAGAGCGGUGCAGAAUUUAUGCGAUACUGGGAGCUCUCACGCAAGGAUCCGGAAAACUUGGAGCAUCGAAAGCAAAUGCUCCAAUGUAUGAAUGAAACAUAUAGGCAUGCAAAUAUCUCGUAUGGUUUAAUCGAUCAGACAAUCGAAUGGUGCAAGAAAUCUGACCUGGCCAUUAUACAAGAGGAUUGGUUAGAGGCCAAAAAACUGAUCGAUGUUGCACUAGAAGAUCUAGCAAAAAUCGCCGCCAAUCCGACGAUUGACUCAAAACUAGAUUGCGAACAGGGCUCAAGUGACGAACACGAAUCCGAACAGGGCUCAAGCGAUGAGCACGAAUCCGAACAGGUCUCAGUCUCAGACAAUGAAAUCGAUUCCAAACAAGGCUCAAUCGAUGAAAUCCUUUCCGAACAUAGCUCAAUGAAUGAAGAAAUGACUCCAAGAGAGCACGGUGCUCAUGCUGCUAGAUCGACUAUAACAAUCUGCAAGUUGACGAGAAUUUUUUUGAAUAAAAUCACGAAUACGACUGCAAGUGGACCAUUGUUUACCUUAGACCCAGAGAUCAAUUCGAAGACCCUGGAGCUGCUACGUCAAGGUCCAACCGAAAUUGCUGAGCAACUGCGAAGUCUUGCAAAAUUCUUGGUGGAUCUACACCAGAAAAACAGGAAGCCGCUUCUUGCUAGAAAUCAGUAUUCAAGGAGACUCCUCAAAAUUCCAGCAUAUCUCAAAUCAACCUUACUUCUUCUCUCUUUGUAUCACAUUCCUUUGCCUACAACUGAAGUCAUUCAUCACUCGCCACCCCAAAAUCUAUUCAGCUCCUGGUUCCUUAGCUUACUAUCUCCAUACCAUAAGGCAACAGAUUGUAUGCUGGAAGCUCUUUUUGACCCCCAAGGGUUCAACUCUGAAGAUAUGUUUUUUGACUCUGAGUAUUUAGUGAUGGGCUCGGAAUAUUCAAUUGCUGAUUCUGAAUAG